AUGGCUUCCACCGUGGUCGCCUGGGAUCCCUAUGAUGACUAUCUCGACGCUCGUUCACUCGACUUCUACGACACCUAUGACGCCCGCGGGUUCUACGACGACGACUUCGUCCUCUCCGCUCGUGACCUCGCCCGGCUCGACAUCCGUGCCUCCGACAUCUCCCAUGUCCUAGUCAUCCGCGCCGACCCCAACGCCGCCGCCGAAUGCAAGAAAUUCACUGACGCGUACAACGCGACAAAAAAGGACUAUGAUUCGUGGAACAAGAAGUACAAGGACGCGAGGAAGAAGAAGGAUAAGGAGGGGGAGAAGAAGGCGAAGGAGAAGAUGGAUGAGUUGAGGGAGUAUGUGGAGUAUAAUAGGGAGGAGAUGGAGAUUUGGUGUGCGAAGGCAAAUAAUCCUGGAAGUCCGAUGGCUAAGAAGAGGAGCCCCAGUCCGCCCAGGAAGAGGAAGUAG
Molecule: messenger RNA, 453 nt
Organism: Coprinopsis cinerea okayama7#130
Lineage: Eukaryota; Fungi; Basidiomycota; Agaricomycetes; Agaricales; Psathyrellaceae
Exons: 1
Coding region: 1-453 (150 amino acids)
Source: RefSeq, a predicted model, not a curated record